AUGGUCAGUCUCCGAACAAUAGCAGCCCUCAAAGCCCAACUCCUCCCCGCUCUCAAACCCUUAUCAGCCGAUCUCCCCUUCCCGCCGUCCUCAGCGGCCGAUAUAAAGCUCUUUGAAGAGCGCACUGUGGAGGGUGCAGAGGGAAUGCGGGAUCUGGAGGAUGAUGAGGCGGGAUCAGGGGGGAGUAUACAGAGCCUGGGGUGGAAGAGGUGGAAGAGGGUGUUUGUGAGCUUUAAGGGCGAGAAUGGACUCUUUGAGGAGCCGGUAUAUACGAUACCUGACGUAGACGACGAGAUGCCAGAGGGAGCGGAGGGUAUGUGA
Molecule: messenger RNA, 321 nt
Organism: Dioszegia hungarica
Lineage: Eukaryota; Fungi; Basidiomycota; Tremellomycetes; Tremellales; Bulleribasidiaceae
Exons: 3
Coding region: 1-321 (106 amino acids)
Source: RefSeq, a predicted model, not a curated record